GGAGAAGUCCAGACAACAUUUGGUGACUGCAAAGGCAAACGUAUCCUUGGCCUUGUUGCCAGUGAGGAGGAGCUUUUGCAAAGAAGCGGACAUAAAAGGAAAAUAAGAUCACAGGGAUUGACGGGAAGUAAUUUUAAGUACGAGAGCGCUAGUGCUGAAAGUAUGAUCUGGCUAAGCUUGCGAAAAUACGGCUGGAUGAGAAAAAGUGAUGAUGGAAAGAGGAGAAAAAUGGGUCGCUUCGCCAUGCCGAACGUAUCUUCACUCCAUAACUCCAGCUAUCCCGACAAGACACGAGUGCCGAUUGGAGAGGCAACAGCAUUUGACGACAAGCGUUUUGCAGAAGACCUCCAAGCUGGCCACCACAAGCUAGCUGGAUCUUGGUUCCUUCGUACAUUCAGCGCUCACAGGCUAUGUGCCGUACACCUCAGUCAAACCAGUGUAUGGAGCGGUACUCAGACUCGGACGACUACAGAAGGGUUGCUAGCAGCAGGAGAUGGGACCUGCAUCUCUGAAGAAACCCGAAGUCCGCUGACAGAAGAAGGCUUGAUGAAACUACUGAGAAAGCCACAGAUGGGACAAGAAAGAUAUAUGUGGGUUCACUGGGCGAGGCGGAUUGCAGCAUCAAACUCCGUUAUGCAGACAUAUCCACAUGUGAGGGACUCAAGCCGACUUCCGCCGCCGACGAUCACAACAAUCGAAUUCCUGCACACACCAUGCACAUUUAGAAUUCUGAUGGCACUCGCACUUUGUCUGCUUGGUUGUAUCACAGCAGUGUUGGUGUGUAUUUUUAUGACUUAUAAUAAGAUGGGGAUGAAGGGAGAUGCAGGUGAGCAGACAAGUAAGCGUGUGGGGGAUGGGAUGGGCAUUGGUGUAUUGGUGCUAAUGUUAGAAGGGGUGGGAUUUUGGAUCUGGAUCGCAUUUAGUUAAUGGGAAAGGGAGGAUGAACAGGGUAUAGAAGGUGUCGAUGACUUGUACAUAGCCAGG
Bipolaris sorokiniana ND90Pr is the source of this 984-nucleotide messenger RNA. RefSeq lists its product as uncharacterized. The annotation marks the transcript as partial. The record is from RefSeq and is a predicted model, not a curated record. The transcript has a single exon. NCBI's taxonomy places the organism in Eukaryota, Fungi, Ascomycota, Dothideomycetes, Pleosporales, Pleosporaceae.